CCAGGGACGGAUCAUCAAGCCACACAAGCAAAUCCCAUUCUCGCUCCAUCCAAUUCCGGUCGCAAGUGAGGCCCUGUCUCACAACGUGAAGCUUUCAAUGUUGAAAAUGUACACAAAUCUAUCUCCUCAAUGAGGAAGAUGAAUACUUAUAAACCAUCCAUAUUCUCACCUCGAAAGAAAGAUACUCCUCCUCUUCAUCACACUCACUCUCAAGAUCACAGUCGCUUCUAUACAGCUCACUCACACAGCUUCCUCAUUCCAAUUACUUCCGUCUUUCCAACAACUCCAAUUCAACCCGAUCUCAAAAUGCAUAUCCCUACUUUCGGACAGGUUGCCACCAUUGGCAUGGCUUUCUUCGCCGCCGCUGCAUUGGCUGCUCCCAUCGCUGAGCCCCUCGAUACCGACAUCGUCGAGCGAUCCAACGAGCUUGCUGUAAGUUCUGACGCAUUGACAACACCAGUGCUCACUUCCCAAGACGUGUCGAUUGAUUUGCUAGACACUUUGACUGACUUCUUGACUAACCAGGCCCGUGGCGAGGGACUUGCCUUCACCGCUGUCAGCGCCCUCGAGCAGCGUAACAGCAAGAAGAAGUGCAAGCGUACCAACAACAAGGGCUACUGCACCGAUUCCGAUGACGACAAGAAGGACAAGAAGAAGAAGCAGUGCAAGCGCAACAAGAAGGGCGACUGCUCCGACUCUGACGAUGACAAGAAGGAUAAGAAGAAGAAGAAGCAGUGCAAGCGCAACAAGAAGGGUGACUGCUCCGACGAUGAGGACGAGAAGAAGAAGGGCAACCAGAAGGAUGACAAGAAAAGCGACAACAAGUACGACGACAAGAAGAAUGACGACAAGAAGAACGAUGACAAGAACGAUGACAAGAAGAAUGACGACAAGAAAAAUGAUGACAACAAGAACGGCAAGGACAACAAGGGUGGCUACUACUAA
This is a messenger RNA of Colletotrichum godetiae, 945 nucleotides long. RefSeq lists its product as uncharacterized. The transcript is spliced from 2 exons. The record is from RefSeq and is a predicted model, not a curated record. NCBI's taxonomy places the organism in Eukaryota, Fungi, Ascomycota, Sordariomycetes, Glomerellales, Glomerellaceae. The coding region runs from base 130 to 945 and encodes 271 amino acids.